Naegleria gruberi is the source of this 621-nucleotide messenger RNA. RefSeq lists its product as uncharacterized. The record is from RefSeq and is a predicted model, not a curated record. Lineage: Eukaryota; Heterolobosea; Eutetramitea; Acrasida; Naegleriidae. The coding region runs from base 1 to 621 and encodes 206 amino acids. The transcript has a single exon.
AUGAGUUUUGUGCAAACUUCAUCACUCGACUUGCUUUCCUUGUUGUUUUCCGUCAGCACUGCCGGAUCAUCAUCAAAUAUUUUCCAUGAACAAUUAUUACAUAGUGAGGUGGAUAAAAUUUGUGGACAUGGUCCUAGCGUUGAUUUGAAGCAAUAUUUGUCUUCCGAAGCUCAAGAACAACCAUCAGUGGAUUUUACAACUGUACAAAAGAUUUUAACAGCUGUGGAUGCUUUUAUAUUCCGAGUAAUGUCUUUGGAUUUGAGUAGAGAGAGUAUUGUUGAGGAACUUUUGGCUUGUAAGCUUACUGCUGAACAAGCUGAAGUUUUUGUUAGAGUAUUGGAAGGAAGAAGAUCGGAGCUUGUUAGAGCAAUGAAGUAUAAAUGUAUUAGUGAAAUUUCACACUCCUAUCUUGAAGACUUUGAUUGGAAAUUAAACUUGGUCGUUGCCAGUGAUAAGUGUUCAAACAUUCGUGAACCAAUUGUACUUUUGAAUUUGUUUGUCAAAUCAGAGAAUGAACAAAAAGUGAGAGAAGUUUUGGUGGAAUUGACAAAGAAGGAUUUGGAUAAUAUUUUGAGCGAAUUUGGAAAGAUUCAAAAUCAAUUACAAAAGAUUUCAGUGUAA